UAAGGUUCGCGAUCAUUGUCACAUAAGCGGUAAAUACCGCGGCCCCGCCCAUUUCAAUUGUAAUCUAAAUUUCAAACUUCGAAACAUUAUUCCAAUAUUUUUACACAAUUUUAGCGGCUACGAUUGCCGUUUAUUUAUUAAAGAAUUAAUGAUACCUCACUACCAUCUAAAAGUAUUACAACAAAUUAACUUUAGAAGAUAUAAGUUGAGGUUGUUUGGUUGUGAAUUAAAUAAAAUAUAUCCUUAUAACCUCUUUUUAAGGAUAAAUAUACAAAACGUGUUUCGUUAUGAAAGUGAUGGAAAUGAACUCAAGUUUUAUUAAAAUGUAAACAAUAAUAAAUUUUCAUGACGUCAUGGUAUAGUGAUUUUACAAAUAUUUUAAUUUAACAUCAGGUGGGUUCUGUGACGGUAACGCCACAUAAGUGAUGAGCAAUAUUUACACGCUCACCAUGUAUGGAAAGAAUUUAAUUGUCAAAACUUAAAAGAAUAUUCCGACUUGUACUUAAAGACUGAUGUUCUUUUAUUAGCCGAUGUUUUCGAGAAAUUUAGACGUGUAUGUUCUAAAACGUACGGUUUGGAUCCGGCUCAUUAUUAUACGGCACCGGGACUUUCUUGGGAUGCCAUGUUAAAAUUUACGAAAAUUAAAUUGGAAUUGUUAACGGAUAUAGAUCAAGUUCAUUUCGUUAAAAAAGGUAUCCGAGGGGGUAUUUCACAAUGCUCCCUACGACAUGCUAAAGCAAACAAUAAGUAUAUGGAAACUUAUGAUGCUAAUUCACGCUCAAAAUUUUUAAUGUAUUGGGACGCUAAUAAUUUGUAUGGGUGGGCGAUGUCUCAAUUUAUACCCGUUUCCGAUUUUAAAUGGAUGUCUGAACACGAAAUAGAAAAUUUAGAUUUUAAUAAUAUACCUGAUAUUGCCGAUUUUGGGUAUAUUUUAGACGUUGAUAUUGAAUACCCCGAAAUUAUGCACGAUCUACAUAAUGAUUUCCCGUUCCUAGCUGAAAACCUAUUACCACCUAACGGUAAAUGUGAAAGUGAUAAAAGAUUAAUUCCAAAUUUAUUUAAUAAGAAAAAUUAUGUCGUACACUAUAGAAAUUUAAAACAAGCCGUUGCUCACGGUCUUAAAGUUUACAAAAUUAAUAGAGUUUUAUCGUUUAAACAGUCUGCGUGGUUGAAGUCUUACAUCGAUAAAAAUACUGAACUACGUCAAUCAGCUAAAAAUGCGUUUGAAAAAGACUUUUUUAAAUUGAAUAACGCGGUUUUCGGUAAAACUAUGGAAAAUGUUGAUAAGAGAGUCGAUGUAAGAUUAGUGACCAGUUGGGAAGAUAUAUGUAUGAAAACGGGUAGACCAAAAUUAGGGGCGCGUAGCUUAAUCGCUAAAUUAAAUUUUAAGAAUAUUAAAACUUUCACGGAAACAUUUUCGGCUAUUCAAAUGGAACGUCUUCAUAUCGUUUACGAUAAACCUUUAUAUGUUGGUUUUACGGUUUUAGAGUUGUCGAAAUUAUUAAUGUACAACUUUUUUUUUUGUUUUUUAAAACCAAAGUAUGGUGAAGGUAUUCGGUUAUGUUACAUGAAUACGGAUAGCUUCACCGUUCUAAUUAAUUCCAAUGAUGUUUAUACAGAUGUAAAAUUAAAUUUAAAUAAAUUUGACACGUCUAACUACAGUCCUGAUAAUCAGUUUGACGUCCCGUUACAAAAUAAAGCAGUUUUAGGUCUCAUGAAGGAUGAGAAUUGUGGUGAAAUUAUGGAAGAAUUUGUGGGUUUAAGAUCGAAGGUGUAUGCUAACAGAGUCGCUGAUGGACGGGUUACUAAAAAAUCCAAAGGUGUAAAAAAGGCUAUCGUGAAACGUAAAAUUACUUUUGAAAAUUAUAUCGAAUGUUUAAAUUCUAAAGCCGUUUUGUUUAGAAAGCAAUUAUCUUUUAGGAGUUUUCAUCACAUAAUUUUUACUAUGUUACAAAAUAAAUUGGUUCUUUCACCAAAUGAUACCAAGCGAUGUAUUCGUAAUGACGGGAUUGAUACAUUAGCUUGGGGUCAUCAUAGUAUUAAUAAUUAAAAUUAUUAAAUUGCAUUAAAUUAUUAAAUUGCAUUGUUACAUCAUCAACAUUUAAUGUGUAAGGUUGUUUUAUCACAGCGUUUAAUCACUCUGAAAGUAAAAUGUGAACAAAAUUUUUUAAAAACAUUUCAAAACUAUACUAUUGUUUUUUGAUUCUCUUUUCUAGUGAUUAAGUCUGCGGAGCAAAUAUUAAGAAAAAUUUUUUCUUUUUUAUUUCUUUUUUGUUCUGUUCAACUGCUAAUAAAAAUUUUUUAUAUUAAUUGUAUCUGAAUUCUAUAACGUUACAUGAAUUUUUUUAGUAAUUAAGUCUGCGAAGCAAAUAUUAAUAAAAUUUUUAAGUUUUUUAUUUCUUAUUUGUUCUGUUCAACUGCUAAGCAUUAAACUGGAAAGGUUUCGGUGGUUUGGUGGUUUAUUGACUUUACAGUUUCUAGAUUUCUCCUUGCAGCUAUCAGUUCAAUUCCUAUAACAAGUAAGUAUUAUGUAUUGUGAUAAUUUUAACAUUCUCUUAGUUCACCGAGAGAACAUAACCUAGAAUUUGUGACAGAGAGAUUUUUUGUUGGUGAAAAUCUUAUCUUAAACCGUUUUGUUUACUUCCAAAUGUAUCAAUUAUUAUAGUUCAGCUCCUAAAGCACAUUUUUCAUCCAUCGUUUGAGGUUUUAACGUUAUUUUGAGGAAGAAAUCCUUGAUUUAAAUUUGAAUUUUUCCAACUUUACUCAUUGUUGAAAUUUGGCGUGUACUCCAAUGUAUGUCUAAAAACAAGAAAAGACAACGUUGAAUACGAAGUUUUAUUACGUUUCAUAAAGGAAUAAGGGAGAAAUCAACGAAAAAAAAAUUAAAUUUUGAAGGUUAAUUCCGAGAAAAAUCAAGAGAUGACUCUAGUUUCAAAGCAAGAAUUUUGAAUUUUGAAAAGGGCGCGAAGCUAAGAGCCAAUCAGAGACAAGGAAAAAACAGUUGGAGUGCCGGGGUAUAUAAGGAGAUCGCGAACAGGGAGUGAGAGAGUCGUCGUCGGACCAGCGUCGAAUCCGCGUCGUCAGAUAGAAGAAUUUUUGAAGAGAUAACCUCAAAAAUUUAAGAUAAUUUUU
Onthophagus taurus is the source of this 3132-nucleotide messenger RNA. Lineage: Eukaryota; Metazoa; Arthropoda; Insecta; Coleoptera; Scarabaeidae. The record is from RefSeq and is a predicted model, not a curated record.